Molecule: messenger RNA, 204 nt
Organism: Dibothriocephalus latus
Lineage: Eukaryota; Metazoa; Platyhelminthes; Cestoda; Diphyllobothriidea; Diphyllobothriidae
Source: the annotation of a GenBank genome assembly
AUGUCCAUGGAACAUAAGGCUGUGAACCUGUCUCAAAUUGUUUCGCUACUGCGGCUACAGCGAAACACCUCAACGAAAAUGAUUCUGUCAGGUGGUCUAGAUGAAGCAGCACUCAAGGCCGAAGAGGACGUAUUGCAGGUGGAAGAGGAUCCAGAGGACAAGGACAUCGAAGAACUGAGGCGGGCACCUAAUUAUAGCACUUAA